Anastrepha obliqua is the source of this 501-nucleotide messenger RNA. RefSeq lists its product as uncharacterized. The record is from RefSeq and is a predicted model, not a curated record. NCBI's taxonomy places the organism in Eukaryota, Metazoa, Arthropoda, Insecta, Diptera, Tephritidae. The transcript is spliced from 2 exons. The coding region runs from base 34 to 387 and encodes 117 amino acids.
UCCAGCCCGGCGGGCUACAAAAAUUUUCUCCGAAUGGAUCCUUCUGUAUAUAAGGAACUUUUGGAAAAAGUAACACCUUAUAUAGAAAAACAAAACACUCUUAUGCGAGACGCAAUUUCGCAUGAUGAACGUCUCUCUGUAACAUUGAGGUAUUUGGCAACUGGAGAGAGCUUUGAAAGUUUGAAAUUCCAGUCGUAUAUUUCAACUGCAAGUUUAAGCAACAUAAUUAUUGAGACAUGUGAAGCGUUGAUUAAAGUUCUUAAAGAUUUUAUUUCAUUACCGAAAAGUGAAGAAGAAUGGAAAACGAUAGCUUCUGAAUUUUAUGAACUGUGGAAUUUCCCGAAUUACGAAACCACCGCACUCUGGAGCAUACUAUUUCAACUAUAAGAAGACUUACAGUAUUGUUUUGAUGGCCAUAGUCAAUGCAAAAUAUCAAUUUAUAAUGGUUGAAGCUGGAGCAAACGGAAGAGUGUCUGAUGGUGGUGUUUUGGGAAAUACGAC